Messenger RNA from Effrenium voratum, 3361 nucleotides. Lineage: Eukaryota; Dinophyceae; Suessiales; Symbiodiniaceae. The record is from the annotation of a GenBank genome assembly.
AUGUGGUGGAACUCAGGCCCGCACUUGCGGCGGCGCAUGCUGAUAGAGGCGGGUCUGUCGGACAGCAGCCGCUGCAGCAGCAGCUUCUUCGGGGGCAACAGCGCGGUGGAGGAGUUCAAAGGCGUGCUGCGCUCGAAGUUCGGCUCCCUGUCGAGGGCCUGGCGAAUGGGGCUGGAUGCGGACGGCAGCGGCAAGAUGGACAUGCGCGAGUUCUGCGAGGCUCUUCAGAAGAUGGGCUACGUGGGCAACAUCCGCACCCUCUGGCACUUGCUGGAAGGUGGUAAUUCUGGCAGCAUCUCCUUCGACGAGCUGGACCGCAAAGCGGCCGGGGCCUUCGAGAAGUUCCGGGUGCUGGGCUUGCAGCACCACGACUCCAUCGAGGCCAUGUGGAAGGCGAUCAUGGACAAGGACCGGAACAACAUGGUGAGCCUGGCGGUCUUUGCCGAGGGCUGCCGAGCUCUGGGCUACGAGGACGAGGAGGAGGUGGCGGAGCUCUUUGAGCACCUUCUGCUGCGCCCUGGGUCCCGGCACAUGACGCUGGAGGACAUCAUCUUCCUCCAGAGCUGGGAGAAGACGAAGCAGAAGAAGGCGGAGCGGCGGCGCCUCGGGGUGCGAUGGCUGAACCGGGAUCCCUUCCUCUCGGCGAGGAUGCUGGACCCCAGCCAGUCUGACCUGUUUGAGUCGGAGUACACGCACCAGGUGUCCCUCGACUGGGACGAGGAGGUGCGGAAGUUCCGGCGCUUCCUCACCAAGACCUUCGGCUCGCUGCCCCUGGCCUUCGAGGCCAUGGACGCCAACAAGAGCGGCCAGCUGUCGCUGGUGGAGUUCCAGUCCGCCGUGGCACAGGUGCUGAAGUACUGCCGCCACGGGGAGGCGCGGAAGCUCUUCCGGGCCCUGGCGCCGGACGCCAUGCUCACUUGGCAAGAGCUGGGCAUCUCCAAGGUGGAGUGGACUGCGCAUCGCAUGCAGAAAGCCAUGAGCGCGCGGCAGCGCGCGGCCCAGGCGAAGAUCACUGCAGGGGCACGGCUGGGCUCGAGCCCAAGAAUGCGGAAGGCGGAGGAUACCCACAUCGAGCGGAUCCGAGAGCGAAAGCCAGGCGGAAAGUUCGUCUUCAAUUCGCCGUUGCCACCAGGCUGGGGCCCGCCCCCCGAGUUCCUGCCCUUGGAGCCGCCCCGGCGCCGGAAGAGCGCGCUGCUGCGGGACGUGCUCAGUGCCCAGGGCUCGCGGCCUCAGAGCAAGGCCAAGGAGGCAAGCGAGACCACGAUGGAAGAUGGAUCCUGGUGCUCCAGGAACUUUCUGCACCGGUACCGCUUGGCGUUCGUUGCCGCAGGUCGCAGCUGCGCAGCGGUGGAGGCGCUGCCUGCGGAGCUGACGGCGGCUUUGGCGCGCUGCCUGAGGCUGGGCGCGGGGUCGCCGGAUCUGACAGCCUGGGCGGACUGCGCAGAUCAUCCGUUUGCCGGCUUGCCGCAGGACCCCGGGCAGGAGCGGCGCGUGCUGAGCUCGCCGGGCCCCGAGCCCUGGGGGCCUUUUGCCGUGUCCUUCACCGCGCUGGGGCCUUCGGAGUCCACGCUGCGCAGCAGCUUUACGCUCAAGGCCGGGACACGGCAGCGACGUUCGGGGGGGUGUCGGUACUUUGCAGUGUUCCAUUCCGCGCAGGAGUUGCAGUGGCCGGGCGCGGGCUGGCUGCCUCACCGCCUCUCGCGCGCAUCGAUCGAGCGGAUGGCCUGCGAGGAGAAGGAGCCUUUGUCGCUCCAGGCGCUGCCGGAGGUCCUGGAGGGCGUCUUGGCCAAGCACAGCGCAGUGGUCUUGGAGCGGCUGGAGCGGCUGGACGCGUGGCUGGAGACCCUCGACGGUUUGCUCCAACAGCCGGGUGCCUGUGCAUCGCUGCAGCGGCAGGAGCAGAGGCCGGAGAUCUCCAUGGACGAGAGCCAAGAUGCCCCCCGCAUCUCCAGCAAGCCGCAGCUGUCUCGCAUGGACAGCCUCGGGGAGCGGGAGGCCAGACGGAUGGGGCAUCGUAUGAACGAGGAGUUUGCAGAGCAGGACAAGGCAAGCCUAGACGAGGAGCCAGAGGGACCUCCUGGAAUGUGCCCUGCGUUGAGCCGUUGGUCCGCGAGGAUCUUGAACUCCCAGUGUGCGAAUGUCUUCUUCGGCCUGGUCGUGGUAUCGAACUCGCUGUACCUGGGUGUGCAGUUGGAAGUCAACGCGGUGAAUCGGGCCUAUGGGGAGAACUCCAGCCUCUUCAUGACCGUGCACGUGAUCUAUGCGGUGCUUUUCACCGCGGAGGUCUGCCUGCACGUGGCAGCUGAGGGACUGCGGCACUACCUCUGCGGGGAGGAUUGGUCUUGGAAUUGGCUCGACUGCUUUGUGGUGACUUCCUCCUGGGUGGAGCUGGUGGUGGACUUGCUGUCCCCAGGAGAUACCACCAGCCGCGCCAACAGCAAUCUCCGGGCUCUGCGCCUGCUGAGGGUUGGCCGGCUGUUUCGGGUGGUGCGGAUCAUCCGCGUGGUGAAGUUCUUCAGAUCCUUGAGGACGCUGGUCUACUCCCUGGUGGGCACGCUGAGGUCCCUCUUCUGGGCCCUACUGUUGCUGUUCUUGAUCAUCUACAUAUUUGGCAUCUUGUUUACUGAUGCGGUGCUGGACCACAUCAUCGAGCAACAAACUGCUGGUGCUGAUUUGGAGAAGCAAGAGCUGGCGGAUGUCGCGACAUAUUUUGGGACGUUGUACCAAUCAUGCCUGACGCUGUUUAAAUGCAUCUCCGAUGGUCUCACAUGGAACGAGCCUUCCACUGCUCUCACGCGCAUUCCGCUUGGAGACUUCUGGGCACAACUUUUCCAUUUUUACAUAGCAUUCUGCAGCUUCGCGGUAUUAAACGUGAUGACAGGAGUCUUCUGCAACUCAGCUAUCAAGGCUGCGGAGAGUGACCACGAAAUGGUAGUGCAAUCGUUGGUUCAAACUCGGCAAGAGCUACGUGAUCAAGUGUCCUCCGUUUUCCACCAGUUCGACCAGCGCGGGCACGGGCAGAUCACCUUCACGGACUUCGAGAAUCUGUUUGAGGAUGAGGCGGUGAAGGCCUUCUUCGAGUCCUUGCAGAUCGGGGCCUCGGACGCCUGGACGCUGUUCACCAGCUUGGACACGGACGGGGACCACACCAUCAGCGUGGACGAGUUCACCGAGAGGUGCGUACAGCUCCAGGGCCCCGCCAAGAGCGCGGACCUCUACGCCUUGCGCCAGCUGACGGUCAAGCUGGGGAAGCAGCUCCAGCUCCUAGACGAGAACAUGCAGAGGAUGGAGAAUAGGGCAGGCAGCAAGCUGUUCCAGGUGUGAGGCUCCAAGCUCUCACCAUCAUAGGUGUCUUUUUCCG